GCAGCCGCGGCGAGUGGGGGGCGGGGCCCGCGGCCGCCGUGACGCCCCGGGGCGCCCGCCUGGCCCCGGGCGCGCAGAGCACGCGCGAGCUGUCGCUGCCGGAGUGGUCCGGCUGCGGGGUGGCGCGCCCGCUGGGCCGCUGCGGGGUCCUGUCCCUGCCGGCUGGCGCAGCAGCCCCGGGGCUGUGCUCUCCGCCGGCGUCGCCAGUGCCGCCCCCGCAGCCCUACCCGCAGGCCCCGCGCAGCGCGCCCGCCCCCGCGGCGGAGCUGCCGCCCUCCUCGCCCGCGCUGCUGUUGCGGAGCCCAGCGUGUCCCUGCGCGGGGGCGGUUUCGGCCUUCGUGUUGGUGGGCGCCCCGCCGGCCGCCUGGCCGCCCCUCGCCUGCGCUCCCGGCCGCCCCGACGGCGCUCCCGCC
Messenger RNA from Prorocentrum cordatum, 413 nucleotides. The record is from the annotation of a GenBank genome assembly. NCBI's taxonomy places the organism in Eukaryota, Dinophyceae, Prorocentrales, Prorocentraceae.